Molecule: messenger RNA, 3756 nt
Organism: Solea senegalensis (Senegalese sole)
Lineage: Eukaryota; Metazoa; Chordata; Actinopteri; Pleuronectiformes; Soleidae
Product: extracellular calcium-sensing receptor-like
Exons: 9
Coding region: 738-3365 (875 amino acids)
Biological process (GO): G protein-coupled receptor signaling pathway
Cellular component (GO): membrane
Molecular function (GO): G protein-coupled receptor activity
Source: RefSeq, a predicted model, not a curated record
CAACAUUUAACAGAGGAGUCUGUUGUAUUUAGCAACAGCCCUGCUGAAAGUGGCAUUCACAAGCGCAGAGCCACAUCACUACACCUUCUGCCAUAUUUCAGUUCAAUGACUAUGCCAAAUGGAGUCUGCACUCUUUCUCAUCAUGCAGGCAGUACUGAAUGAUAAUUUGAACAAAUCUUUAUAAUUAAUGGGCUCUAAUGAUUCAGUUAUAUUUAAAACUGCUUCACAAAUGCCGUCACAGCAGUUUCAUGUAGCCGUGCUACGAUGACUAUACUAUACUAUACUAUACUAAUGGAAACAAUCCCAAACCCAGUGGAGUCGAGCCAUACCGUUCAAAUAGAUUACAUUUAGUCAUUUGGUAGUUGCCAUGUUCCAAAGGGACUAUUUAGAUAGUUGAGGAGAUGUGUCAAGAUAAUAGUCAAUUGUAAGCAAAAACAUAUAUGAAAUACAGUAAUUAACUAUCCCACCUCAGCCUGUCCACCCAGCUGCAGUUUAAAAAAUUUACAAACACACUGAUCUGAUUUAAAACUUAAAAUACGAACAGUUGCACUUGGAAGAUAAAUGACAAAAGAAGGAUGUAUAAUUGACACAUGACGUUGCUGAGGACCUGCCCCUACUGCUAGUUAUUCUGCCAUGAUAGGUGAUGUGCAAGAAUAAACAUUGUCAUGAGUCAUCAAUAAAUUGGGUGAUGCAGUGAAAGGACUGAACUCAGAAAAGGGGUAAAGCAGAGUAAAGUCAUGAGGAUAUUCUUCGACAGCAAGUUGCUCUUGCUAAUGUUCUCCUGCUUUUACUCCGCUGUGUCCUCCUCUCUUUCUUUCUCCUCUUGUCAGUUACAGGAACAGUUUAAUCUAAAUGGGAUGCACAAAACUGGAGAUGUGAUUAUAGGUGGACUUUUUGCAAUCAACUUCUUUUCUGCUGAUCCUGACCUGACUUUUACCUCAGAGUCACAGCUGCCUACCUGCUAUGGUUUUAAUAUUAUAGGAUUCAGACAGGCUCAGACCAUGGCCUUUGCUAUUGAUGAGAUCAACAGAAACUCCAACCUGCUGCCUAAUGUGACUCUGGGAUACAGUCUGUAUGAUAACUGCGUCCAACUAGGAAUUGGAUUUCGUGCAGCACUGACCUUAGUCAGUGGUCAAGAAGAGCAAGUUACAUUAGAGGAGAGCUGUGUAGGAAUUCCUCCAGUCCUAGGGAUUGUGGGUGAUACUACCUCUUCAAAUUCUAUAGCCAUUUCUACAGUCUUAGGUUUGUACAGAGUGCCGCUGGUGAGUUAUUUUGCCACAUGUUCCUGCUUGAGUGACAGACAAAAGUUUCCAUCUUUCUUUAGGACAAUCCCAAGUGAUGCUUUUCAGGUGAAUGCUAUGAUUCAGAUUCUAAAACACUUUGGUUGGACUUGGGCAGGUCUGCUCAUCAGUGAUGAUGAUUAUGGAGUCCACGCUGCCCGAUCCUUUCACUCUGAUCUGGGUCCAGCUGGUGGAGGUUGUCUGGCUUACACAGAGAUCUUGCCCUGGGGUGACAACCCUGCUGAACUAAAGAGAAUAGUGGAUGUGAUGAGGAAAUCUACAGCUCGAGUGGUGAUUGUGUUUGCAAAUAAGAGUCACAUGAUGAACCUAAUGAAAGAGGUGGUGAGGCAGAAUGUGACAGGCCUGCAGUGGAUGGCCAGUGAAGCCUGGUCAUCACUUGAUGUGCUCCAGACUCCUCACUUCAUGACAUACCUGGGUGGAACACUGGGGAUAUCCAUCCGUCGAGGAGAAAUAGCAGGACUCAGGGACUACCUGUCACAAAUACGUCCUGACCUACAUCAAAGCAGAAAAGAUGGAAACAGUAUGGUGAGAGUUUUGUGGGAACACACAUUUCAGUGUAGAUUUGCACCACCUCCAGCAGGUUGGGUGGAAGCUGGAGGAAAAUUAUGCACUGGACAAGAAGUUAUAGAGGAUGUGGAGAAUGAAUUGGUGGAUGUUUCAGACCUCAGGUCAGAGUAUAAUGUGUAUAAGGCUGUGUACGCUCUGGCAUAUGCUCUUGAUGAAAUGCUGCAGUGUGAGCCAGGGAGAGGACCUUUCAGCAACAACACCUGUGCUCAUUUACAAAGACUGGAGCCAUGGCAGCUUGUGUAUUACUUGGAAAAAGUCACUUUCACCACAACAUUUGGUGAUCAAGUGUCAUUUGAUGAGAAUGGUGAUGCCUUACCUGUAUAUGACGUCAUGAACUGGGUGUGGCUCCCUGAUGGAAGAACUAAAGUUCAUAGAGUGGGUGAGGUUAAGAGGUCAGCCUUCAAAGGUGAAGAACUCACACUGGAUGAAGACAAAAUCUUCUGGAACUUUGAAUCCAAACAGCCUCCUCGGUCAGUGUGCAGUGAGAGCUGUCCUUCAGGUACCCGCAUGGCCAGAAAGAAGGGGGAACCUGACUGUUGUUUUGACUGCGUCCCUUGUUCUGAGGGAAAGAUCAGCAAUACAACUGACUCAAUGGAAUGCACCAGUUGUCCAGAAGAUUUCUGGUCCAGCCCCCAGCGUGACCACUGUGUUCCUAAGAAAAUAGAGUUCCUCUCCUACCAUGAGCCUCUGGGUAUCUGCUUGACAAUCACCUCACUGUUGGGCACAUUUAUCUGUGUUGUUGUUCUGGGCAUCUUCAUCCAUCAUCACAGCACACCUAUAGUUCGUGCCAACAAUUCAGAACUCAGUUUUCUUCUUGUGGUGUCACUUAAGUUCUGUUUCUUGUGUUCAUUGCUCUUCAUUGGACGACCCCGAUUAUGGACUUGCCAACUUAGACAUGCAGCAUUUGGCAUCAGCUUUGUGCUUUGUGUCUCAUGUAUCCUGGUGAAAACCAUGGUGGUUCUGGCUGUGUUCAGGGCCUCCAAACCAGGAGGUGAGUCCAGUCUGAAGUGGUUUGGUGCUGUGCAGCAGAGAGGGACAGUUCUGGUUCUGACUUCUGUUCAAGCAGCAAUCUGCACUGUCUGGCUUGUCUCUGCUUCACCCGUGCCACAAAAAAACACCCAAUAUCACAGUGACAAGAUAGUUUAUGAGUGUGUAGUUGGGUCCACAGUUGGUUUUGCAGUUUUACUUGGUUAUAUUGGUUUGCUGGCCAUCCUCAGUUUUUUGUUAGCUUUUCUAGCAAGGAAUCUUCCAGACAGUUUCAAUGAGGCCAAACUCAUCACUUUCAGCAUGCUGAUCUUCUGUGCAGUGUGGGUGGCCUUUGUCCCUGCUUACAUCAACUCUCCAGGCAAAUAUGCAGAUGCUGUGGAGGUUUUUGCCAUCCUAGCCUCCAGUUUUGGCCUCUUGGUGGCGCUGUUUGGACCCAAAUGUUAUAUAAUCCUUGUGAGACCUGAAAGAAACACAAAGAAAGCCAUUAUGGGCCGUGGGACUACAACGUAAUGUGGUUAACACUCCCUUCUCUCUCUGCAUUUUAGAAUUGUGUUGAACUUACUAGAUCACAAUACAGGGAAAAAGUACAAUGUUGAUAAGAAAUAUUUAAAUUGAUGUAGAUUCUUUUUUUCUAACCACCGAUUAUUCGGGUGUUGGGAGUUAAUGUAAUUUUACAAGAUUACUUAUUUGUGCCCAGCCAUGGAAAACCCAGGAACAAGUAGGCUGAGGGGCAUUUACACAUUUCUGAAGUGUGAUUGUACUAUCAGGUCAAAGUGUAAGUUCCUGUGAUGUUACUUAAAAUUAAAUGAUUUUAUUUAAGUUUAUCCUGCAAUAAUUAAAUUUAUGUUGAUUUCUCUGUACUGCUGUGUUCAUAAAUAUACUGUCAGACAGCUUUCCAUCA